ACACCUUACACUGGUUCGUAUGUUAACAGAUGUUAGUUGUUAGUAUCGAUACGUCAAAAGUCGAAACGUCAUCGGCACGAUACAAAACACGGGUAUAAAUAAAAAUAGUAAAUAAAACACACUUAAAAUGGCUACUAAAUCAUUUGCUAAUGAUAAAUACUCAAUUUUAUUACCGACUUAUAAUGAAGUUGAAAAUUUACCAAUAAUUAUAUGGCUUAUUGUAAAAUAUAUGGACGACUUUGGUUCGCCAUAUGAAAUAAUAAUUAUCGACGAUGGAUCACCAGAUGGUACUCUGGAGAUUGCUCAGAAAUUGCAAAAACUUUAUGGGGAAGAUAAAAUACUUCUGAGACCUCGAGAGAAAAAGCUAGGACUCGGUACUGCUUACAUUCAUGGUAUUAAACAUUCAACAGGAAAUUUUAUAAUAAUUAUGGAUGCUGAUUUGUCACAUCAUCCUCAAUUUAUUCCGCCUAUGAUCGAGUUACAGAGGAAGAACAAUUACGAUAUUGUAACAGGAACUAGGUACAUAAAUGGUGGCGGAGUUUAUGGCUGGGAUUUUAAAAGAAAGCUCAUAAGUCGUGGUGCUAAUUUUAUUACUCAAAUCCUUCUAAGACCAGGAGUUAGUGAUUUAACUGGUAGCUUUAGACUGUACAAAAAAGAUGUUUUACAACGACUGAUCGAAUCCUGCGUAUCCAAAGGCUACGUAUUUCAAAUGGAAAUGAUAGUAAGAGCUCGUCAAUUUAGUUAUACAAUCGGCGAGGUUCCUAUAUCAUUUGUCGAUCGAGUAUAUGGCGAAUCUAAACUCGGUGGCUCCGAAAUAAUCCAAUUUAUCAAAGGCCUUGUUUAUCUGUUUGCUACCACUUAAAAUUAACAAAAAUACUCGAUACCAAUCAUAAUACCAAUGAAUAUAUGGAUUAAAAUGCAUUCCACCUUUUGUAUAUAAUU
Molecule: messenger RNA, 942 nt
Organism: Cotesia glomerata
Lineage: Eukaryota; Metazoa; Arthropoda; Insecta; Hymenoptera; Braconidae
Gene: Dpm1
Product: dolichol-phosphate mannosyltransferase subunit 1
Exons: 4
Coding region: 128-862 (244 amino acids)
Biological process (GO): GPI anchor biosynthetic process; protein O-linked glycosylation via mannose
Cellular component (GO): endoplasmic reticulum membrane
Molecular function (GO): dolichyl-phosphate beta-D-mannosyltransferase activity
Source: RefSeq, a predicted model, not a curated record